Biomphalaria glabrata is the source of this 2295-nucleotide messenger RNA. RefSeq lists its product as uncharacterized. The transcript has 8 exons. The record is from RefSeq and is a predicted model, not a curated record. The coding region runs from base 177 to 1325 and encodes 382 amino acids. NCBI's taxonomy places the organism in Eukaryota, Metazoa, Mollusca, Gastropoda, Planorbidae.
AAUUGCAACGGGAGUUAAUCUAGUCUCUAAAGAGAUCUAAGCGGUUGCUUUAAAAGUGCAUCAAUCUGACAAUCAUCAGUUGAGUUUAUUUGCAAACUUUAGAUCGACACGUCGUCUUGACAGUCUAAAAGCAGAAACAGUGGUUUAAAAAAGGAAGUCUAAAAGUCAAAAGAAAAAUGACCAACCUUGAGACAUCAAUCAGUAUUGAUAUUUUUGAUGAUCCUGCGGAGAUGGAGCUUACUUUUUGUCAACAAAUUUCAGAACACCAGUAUCAGGAAGAGAUACGAACUGAAACAGACAAAGCAUUAGGGGAACUAUGUUUCUAUUUGGACAAGAAUCCAGAGGUUUAUGCCAGAAUCCUUCGAAAGAGAAAGCAAGAUGAAAUAGAAGAUUCUGGAAUGUUUUCUUUCCUAAAGAGCAAAAUGAUGAGCAUGCUGCAAGGAGAGCACUAUCAGGAACAACUCAUCAGUGACUCAGAAUGUUUGAAACAGGCUCAGGCUCUCAAGGCAGGAAUGUGCAAGGCAUUCCAGUACUCGGAAGAGUUAAAGGGGAAUCCCACUUCUACAAGGCACUCAGAGAGGCUAGCGUUAAAGAGGCAAGCGUGGUCUGCAGUCAAUGAAAGUUUGGAUUCCCCUCGGAAACGUAGGCGCCUCACUCCGAAAAAGAAGAAAUUUGCUGAGGGAAGUACAAAUACAACUCCACGAGUCUCAAGAAACAAGUCUCCCGAGGGUAAAGUUUUGUCGGAGCACAGCAAUGCUCAGCCUGACAUUUCAGAAAAUAAUGUGGCCAACAGCGAUUCUUCAGAUGCUCCUAACUGUGUAGCAGCUCCACCUCCACCCCCUCCACUUCCUGCACACAUGAUGGACUGUGUUGUGUCCUGUGAAAAUAUUAAGGCAAACAAUAACACCACCAAAACUUCUAUUAAUGACCUCGUCCAAGAGUUUCCCUUAAUGUCAAGGUCCAAAAGAAGAAUGUCAAAUUCUGAAUCGAUUGAAUCUCCAAACGAAGAGUUUGUGACACCUACUGAAAGUACAUCAAUACCCAGAAGAAACAGAAGACACAGAUCUAGUUCAUCAUCAACACCCAAGUCCUCUAUCAAGAAUUUUCACUCUGAGCUGUUAUCUUUUAAUCCAGUGGAAAGAUUGAAAGCGACUCCAGUUAAUAGGUCUCCAGGAUUAACUCCCUUAAGAGUUAAAGCAGACUUUUUACCUUCAGAGCCUUUACAGAAAGCUCUCCACAUUGCCAUGAAGCACAAGUUUAAAAAUGUCAAUACCCCAAGCCCAAAAAGUGAUGGCAGCUUUAAUUCUGUGUACUCUUCUCCGUAACUUGUUACUGUUUCUAUAACCCUUGACCUGUAUACUCCUUGAUACCACCUAAGCUGUGUACUCCAUCAGGACACUACUGUUUUACCCCAGAGGUUGUAGAGUAAAGCCUGACCUGUUAAUUUCUAUCAAGUGCAUCCUUUUUUAACUGUAAAUAUGUUUAGACAGCUGUCUAUAUGUUGGUUUCUUAAUUCUUUGCACAAAUAAUUGACUGAAUGUAUUGAAUGAAUUUGUAUAAAGGCACUUGUGUCAAUAUUAUUUUGUAUGUAUCAUGAUACAUUGUUAUUGUGUGUGUACAUUUUAAAUACAGUUUUUUUUACUAAUUAAGUUGUAUGUCAUGAGUUUUAGGAUGGAAGUGGGUUCAGUGAUAUGUCUUUCAUUGCCUGACCUCCAGUCUUUCUGAAAUGUUGCUCAGCAUCGUGUCACUGUCCUACUCCACUCUUUGUGUCUUGUACGUCAGGUUUGUAUAAACAUGCAUAGUCAUUGAUUCUUUGUAAGCAUUUUGAUAUUUGCCAGAGCACAUUAAAGAGUAGGUUACUUGAUGCUGGUUUUCACUUGACUGGAAUUGGUCACUAAUUGGAACUGAUAUAAUGGCUUUAAAUGUUGAUCAUUGGAGAUUAUAAAACAGAAAUAAAUGUUCCAAUAGAUUAAAUUUUUAAUUUUGUUAAUAGAUAUAUUUUAAUUUUUAAGAAAAUAAGCAAAUGAUUUAUUUAUUUUUUUAAUUGUAAAGGACAUUACCUUUUAGUUUUUGUCUACACAGUCUAUAGUAAAUCAAAGCCAGUAAUGUUCUUUUUUUUUUGUGAAGUUAUCAAAGAAUAGCUAUCAAAUUGAAAAUGUGUUUUAUUUUUAAAGAAGUUGUGAUUCACAUUCAGAUUGAAAUGAGUGCUUCAUUAAUAAACGAAAUGUUUCAUACAAUCAAUAAUACACAUUGUUACAAAUGGCAAACAAAUUUGAAAUAAAAGUUUUAAAACUA